Ipomoea nil (Japanese morning glory) is the source of this 339-nucleotide messenger RNA. RefSeq names its product ADP,ATP carrier protein 1, mitochondrial-like. The record is from RefSeq and is a predicted model, not a curated record. Gene Ontology annotation, cellular component: mitochondrial inner membrane. Gene Ontology annotation, biological process: mitochondrial ADP transmembrane transport; mitochondrial ATP transmembrane transport. The transcript has a single exon. Lineage: Eukaryota; Viridiplantae; Streptophyta; Magnoliopsida; Solanales; Convolvulaceae. Gene Ontology annotation, molecular function: ATP:ADP antiporter activity. The coding region runs from base 1 to 339 and encodes 112 amino acids.
AUGCAGCAGAAAAGUGGAGACCUACAGGAUAAUUUCUUCGCUAGCUUUGUUCUCGGAUGGGUUAUCACAAAUGGUGCUUGUAUUGCUUCUUACCCAAUGAUGAUGACAUCUGGUGAAGCCGUCAUGUACAAGAGCUCUCUUGAUGCUUUUGCUCAGAUUCUUAAGAAUGAAGGUGUGAAAAGGGUGCUGGUGCAAACAUUUUAUCAUGACUAUAUGGGUGCUUCUCUUUUCAGUAGCAUAGCUCAGAUUCUUAAAAAUGAAGGUGCGAAAAGGGUGCAGGUGCAAACAUUUUAUCAUGACUAUAUGGGUGCUUCUCUUUUCAGUAGCAUAGUUAUAUGA